UAUCACUUCCCUUCCAUUCCUUCAAACCCAACACCUUUUCUACUCCAACUGCCUCUCCAUCUUCAACUCCACAUAACCUUCAACCUCACUCACCAAAAUGUCCACCAGAAGAUCAAGGCACUCAGGCGCUUCAAGAAUCAGCGAUGACCAAAUCAUCGACCUCCUCUCCAAGCUCCGUCAACUCGUCCCCGAGAUUCGCCACCGCCGCCCCGACAAGGUAUCAGCUUCAAAAGUCCUCCAUGAAACCUGCAAUUACAUUAGAAACUUGCAUAGGGAGGUGGAUGACCUAAGUGAAAGACUCUCUCAGCUCUUAUCUACAAUAGAUUCUGAUAGCGCCGAGGCAGCCAUCAUCAGGAGCUUAAUUAUGCAAUAGAACAAGAACAAGAACAAGAACAACCGUGUCGGGUUUGGUAUUGAUAUAUAUAUAUAUAUAUCUAUAUUAUUCUUAUUUAUAUCGGAUUUGAUGUUACUAUGUUAUUUAUAUGGGUCUUUUUAUAUUCCCUUUUCUAGGUUUUUGGUCGCUUAGAUCAAAAAAUGGGUGUAUUUUCCAUGAAAAGAGAGACGUCCCUUUAUUAUUAUUAUUAUUAUUAUAUAUAUAGGGAUGUAACC
Molecule: messenger RNA, 609 nt
Organism: Cucurbita moschata (crookneck pumpkin)
Lineage: Eukaryota; Viridiplantae; Streptophyta; Magnoliopsida; Cucurbitales; Cucurbitaceae
Product: transcription factor PRE6-like
Exons: 2
Coding region: 98-373 (91 amino acids)
Biological process (GO): regulation of growth; regulation of DNA-templated transcription
Molecular function (GO): protein dimerization activity
Source: RefSeq, a predicted model, not a curated record